AUGGAUUUGCUCACAGAAUUAUUUAAAGAUAGAAUUAUUGGCCCGUUCUUAAAGAAAUUUCCGGAAAAUGCUCAAAUUGAUAUGGUGAAAAAAGUUCUUAUAUUUGGAAUACAUUCAUUUGACGUAAUUUCAGCAGUUGGACUAACUGGGUGUAUAGACACAUUCAACGAAAAUAAACAGAAGUCCAUCGAAAGGACAAAUUCAAGCAAAUACGAGUAUAAAGGCUCGAAGCAAACCUCAGUAAUAAUAGAUGAUACAGCCGCGGAGCCGAAAAACCCUGACUCCCCCCUUGGUGAGCAAACAAAACAAUUGGAAAGGUCUCUAUUUUUAUAGUAAAAAACCCUCCUCCUUGAGCAAACAAAACGUUAAUAUAAAAAACUUUAUGAAAUAUUUCUAUCUAAUUCUGUUUAAUUUUAAACAGCUUGCGUUUUUUAAAACAUAAAUUUUAUUAUUUAUGAACCGUGAUUUUUUUAAAUUUCGAAAAACAAAAUUUAUUAUAAUUUUGUAUAUAAAUUUAUUUAAAAAAUUAACUAUAAUUAUUAUUCGAUCAUGGAAAAAGGGAAGUAAGAAAACCGUUCAAAAAAAUGCGAAAUCGGCAUCAACUCCAAAAGGGCAAAAAACCCCGCAAUCUCAAACUACAACGGGAGCUGGAAAAAAGCAAACCUUUGAGCUAAGUGAUUCGCAAAGAAUUAGCUCACGAAUAACCAAAAAAAAGCGAGAAAACUCCGAGCCUAAAGUUCCAGCUUCCUUCAUAAAGUCCCAGCCUUCUUCAAAAAGAACACCUUCAGCGAGAGAAAAAAUGGUUUCAAAGAUUUCGAAUAUUUCAUUGAUACUGGAUGAUAUUACUGAUUUCCCUUACAAACCUUUUAUUAAUACCCCAGCAAACUGCUAUUCAGCCUCAAAUGCAAAGCGUAACGAUUCAUCCUCGCAACUUUCUAAAGAUUACCGUCAACCAGUACAAAACGAAAAUCCACACAAAUUAAAACAAAUUGUCUUACCAUCCCCCAAAAUUUCUAAAAGCGCCCUUGUAUACACAACAGAUUCUAGUGAAGAAAAUGCAUAA
Messenger RNA from Blepharisma stoltei, 1063 nucleotides. Lineage: Eukaryota; Ciliophora; Heterotrichea; Heterotrichida; Blepharismidae. The record is from the annotation of a GenBank genome assembly.